Molecule: messenger RNA, 270 nt
Organism: Bactrocera tryoni
Lineage: Eukaryota; Metazoa; Arthropoda; Insecta; Diptera; Tephritidae
Exons: 2
Coding region: 64-270 (68 amino acids)
Source: RefSeq, a predicted model, not a curated record
AUAUAUACAAUAAUAAUUUAAGCAUUUUUUUUGCAGCAAACAUAAGGUGAAUGCUUCAAGAAAAUGAUUGAUCUAGAUUAUCUGCCGCGUUUGGAGUCUUUAUCGCCGGUUAAAGACAUAGAGGCGAUAUUGGAGAAUAAAGAACCCGAUAAGAGUAUAACGGUUGUGAAGUCGUUAAACUCAGGCAACGAAAAGAGUUGGCAAAGUGCUGAUAAUCAGCACAACAUUAUGCCCGAUCUUACCGGUUGUCGGUACAUUAGCCAGCUAUAA